Molecule: messenger RNA, 1440 nt
Organism: Populus euphratica (Euphrates poplar)
Lineage: Eukaryota; Viridiplantae; Streptophyta; Magnoliopsida; Malpighiales; Salicaceae
Product: ADP-ribosylation factor-like
Exons: 8
Coding region: 151-1086 (311 amino acids)
Molecular function (GO): GTP binding; GTPase activity
Source: RefSeq, a predicted model, not a curated record
ACAAACUUUGUCAAUCCAUGUUACACGUCUCACAAAAAUGUCUGGUCAUCUUCAACCGCCACUAAAAGUUAAAGAGGAGGAUAGCAGCUUACUACAGGAAGUUAGGGUGGCGCGCUUCACAAAUUUUCUCCUUCUCAAAAUCACCACACCAUGGCAGCACUAGCUCAAGUCUCUGCUUCUCUCGCCCUGUCCAUUCACGAUAUUAGUGCUGUUAGGCCAUCAAGAACCCGCCUUCCCAUUUCUCGACUACCCACUUCUAGUCUUGCACGAAAUGGGACUGCUUUCGCUACUGGGUCUCCACUCUUGAUAUCAAGAACUUCUCGUCAGAAAAAGGCUGCAGGGAGAGCAACAUUUGUUUCUGUAAAAUGUGAGAGAAGUACCCAGGAGGGCAGCGGUGUGGAUGUAUGGAUUGGACGGCUUGCAAUGGUUGGCUUUGCUGGGGUCAUUAUUGUUGAAAUCGCUACAGGAAAGGGACUUUUGGAGAAUUUUGGACUCACAGCCCCCUUGCCUACGGUGGCCUUGGCAGUAACAGGAUUGAUGGGUGUUUUGACAGCUGUGUUUAUCUUCCAAUCGGCCUCUGAGAAUGUUUUAACUAACUUUAGUAUGGGCGCAACCAUAUCCCGACUUGCAAGAAGAUUCCUUCCGAGGACUGAAAUUAGGAUUGUCAUGGUGGGGCUUGAUGCAUCUGGGAAAACAACCAUUCUGUACAAACUAAAGCUGGGAGAAAUUGUUCUUACGGUACCUACAAUUGGUUUUAAUGUGGAGACGGUGGUGUACAAAAAUAUAAGUCUCACCGUAUGGGAUGAAGGAGGACAGAAAAAGAUUCGGCCUCUAUGGAGAUACUACUUUCAGAAUUCCCACGGACUCAUCUAUGUUGUGGACAGCAAUGAUAGGGGGAGAAUUUCAGAAGCUCGCAAUGAGCUACUUCGCAUUUUAUCUGAUAUCGAACUGAAGUAUGCCAUCCUGCUUGUCUUUGCCAACAAGCAAGAUGUUCCGAAUGCUAUGUCUGUUUCUGAGGUUGUUGAUAAGUCUGGACUACCUCCUCUUAAACAGCGUCGCUGGCAAGUCAAUGUGUCAAGUUCUUAGAUUGGAGCUUGUCUCCUUUUCUCAUUUCACUCAUUUCUCCUUUGUCGUCGCAUGCGUGCCAACAAUUGCUCAGCUUGAAAGGCGGCAAUUUGGAUUACUUUCUGCAGAUACAUUCAAAGCUCUUCUGCCACUUCAGGACGUAGACUAUACGAAGGUCUGGACUGGCUAUCUAACAAUAUCUCUAACAAGGCAGCAUAACAUUAGAAAUCAUUCCCGAUUUCUGCAGGAAAACUGAAGGGACGUUUAAGGUUGCAGCGUCAUCUUCCUUGCCAAAUCGGCUAGAUCAGAAUCAUUGCACGUUCAGAGGGCGCUCAAUAAGAAUCUUGUAACAUCCCCACCUAUUUUGAGUUGCAA